GGAGAGAGGCAGUCUUUUGCAGAGAGACAGAGAGAGAGAGAGAGAGAGAGAGAAGUCCAGAAAGCUUUGGUGCAUUGAAAGAAAAAGACUCGCUGUUGCCAGAUUUCCACUCUACAACCCAAAACAAAGUGAAUACUUUUCCUUGAAAAGUUAGGGGGAAAAAAGCAACCAUGAUCGGGAUAACGUUUGGACGCACGUCGGUCUUGUGCACCUUGCUGCUCUGGGCAUUUCAAGUUUGUAAUGGUGCUGUGCAAGUGAAUGUGACACCUCAAUUGGAAGUGAUGAAAGGAGAGACUGCCAAACUUCCCUGCAAAUACACCGUCUCACCACCAUCAAGCAACACUGUCGUCGAGUGGUACAUCGAGGAGCAUGGAACGAGGGAGCGUGUGGCUUUUUUCCAGGGUGGCCAGGGAAAAGCUGAUGACAAAACUCCUCUGACUGGGCGCGUCAGCAUUGGAGAGGAUCACACCUUGACCAUCUCCCCCGUUCAACCAUCUGACCAGCGCAUCUUCUACUGCCAGGUCACUGCUGGCACCACCGGUUCAGGAGAAGGCCCCACUAUGCUCAAAGUCUUCUUUGCUCCUGAGAAGCCAGAACUCACUAAGCCCACAAGUCAGGCCAUUUCUGUGGGAGCAGCUACCAGCUCUGAGAUCGGUACCUGUGUGACGAUGAACGGACAUCCCCAGCCAAGAAUUAUCUGGUUUAAAGAUGACCAGCCCCUACCCGAGGUCAAAGAUAAGGACAGCAACCCCCACAUGUUUCCUGCUACGGUGAAGGAAGCCUCUGGUCUUUUCACUGUAAAGAGCAUCCUGUACAUGAAGCCCACCAAGGCAGACAAGGACUCUGUGUUCCAUUGCGUUGUGGAGUACAGCAUGCCAGGAGACAAGAUCCAAGAGAAGAAGUCCAACACCAUCACCAUCAACCUUAACUAUCCCUCUGAGAAAGCGACCUUUUCCCUAGUCAACACUAAUCCGAUCAAGGAGGGUGACAAUGUUACCCUAAAAUGUGAGACUGAUGGAAACCCGCAGCCAGAGUUUGACUUCGCUAAAGAUGGAAAACCCAUCAAGGGUGAGGGUGGUCUCCUGACUCUGAAUUUUAUCAAGCGCACAGAAAAUGGUGUGUACACAUGCACAGCCAUAGACUUCGAUAACCUGGACGCUGACUUGAGUGGAACUAUCGACCUCGCUGUCAACUACAUCGACCCAGUGACCGUGACCCCUGCCCAACCUCAAGUCGUCAUGCUUGGAGACAAAGUGGAGUGGCAGUGUAAGACCAAGGCCUCAGCCCUGCACACUGUUCAGUGGAAAAAGGGCUCUGACGUGCUCUCUCAAGACGGCACGCUUUCUAUAGAGGGCGUAUCCUAUGAGCAAGCUGGGAAGUACAUGUGUGUUGGAAAUGUGCCAUCUGUGCCAGGACUGACGGCCCAGACCAGUGUGAACCUCGUUGUCAAAGGAAAGCCGAUGAUCGAGACUCCCGCCGUUGCAGAGGUAGGGAAGGAAGGAGACGUGGUUACUCUGAAGUGCUCGGCCUAUGGCUCCCCUGCCCCUCAGUUCACCUGGAAGCCCUCAGGGAAAGAGUCUGUAUCAGUGGAAGGUGACAAGGUGGUGAGCACCGUGACCCUACAAGCCACAGCCGAGGUCAUGAAGGACGGGGUGACCUGCGAGGUCUCCAAUGAGCACGGCAAAGAUAGCAAGACCCUCUCAGUAUCUCUCAAAAGAGCUGACAAGCAGCAGGGAGGCUCCAGCGGCGUGGUGAUAGCCGUGGUGGUGUGUGUUCUGCUGCUCCUGCUGCUGGUGGCUCUGAUCUACUUCCUGAACAAGAAGAGUAAGCUGCCCUGCAGCAAGAAAGACAAGAAGGAAGUGGCUAGUGGAGAGGUGAACAACGACAUUGUGGUGGAGAUGAAGACAGAAAAGGCCAACGAAGAGGCCGGUCUCCUCAACAAGAGACCGUCCACAGAACAGUGAUGAAACGAGGCAAUGAAGGUGACCGACUGAGGGAUGAAGGGAAGGAGGAGAACAGUAUGAAGACAACAGGGCUAGUUUUUAUUCACUACACAAGACUGUGGGGGGUAACAAGAGGUGGAACAUGGACAUUACUUUGUUUUGGGGACUUUGGGAUGCACACCAUGUUUGUUUUUGGUUACGCAUGUUUUAAAACCUGAGGUAGACCUUUCUAGAUGGAGGAUUUAGGUUGCCUUUUCAGAUUAAACUCCAUCCAUAAAUGCUACCACAGGUUUAAAACCAUACAUGCAAAAUCACAAUGUGACAUCACUGGAUGACAUUAUUAUCAUUAUCAUGGCUUCUUUUGAUUUUUUCUCACCAUUCACAUCUUUGCUUCGACUCCUCUGCAGAAUAGAGCUGCACAGCGAGGCAUGGCCAACACAAUCCAAACACAGUGGCAGGAUCUUUUCUAUUUUAUCUACCCCAAAUGAAACACAAAAUGCCAUUAAGCCACUGUGUUGAUCUGGACAUUGUGUCUGCAUGCAGGUGUAACACCAAACGUCUAUUCUGCCUUGGAGUCUGCACUUAAAUCUCUGAAAUAUCACAUGGUGCCAUUCUGUUUUUAUUCACCUCAAUAAGUGAUGAUUUAUGCUCACAACAUUUAAUCCCUCAGCAGCACACUGUUUGGCACACACGGCUGUAACAUGUCUGCUCAAAGAAGCACUGUGUUUGCUUUAGUGUCGUUUGUUUAAUUGCAUUUUGCCACCUGUAAAUUCUUUGUGUGUUUUUUUCCCCCCAAUCCUUAAUUAGCUUUCCGUAGAAGCAGACCAGGCUUUUUUAAUAUAACGCCAAUCCUUUCUUUUAAAUUGCUUGCAAUUUUUUUUUUAAUCCAGCUAAAAAGCCACCAAACAAGCAAGCUAUUAGGUUGUACAAAUUGUUCUUGCCAUUUCCAUCAUACGUGUAUAUUAUGUUAGUACUUCGCUUGUUCACACUGCUCUCCUUUUUUUUUUUUCUGUAAAUUCAAAUGCUACUAUUACGCUGUCUAUCAAGCAGGUGUACUGAUGUGGAGUUACUGUGGUGACUAAACUGCCAGCCCAGGACCGUAAUUGCUACCAUUUCUUACCAAGUCUUUUGCAGCAUUUCAGUCCUCUACUCUGGGGAUGAAACCAUUCUCACAAGCGUAGCACGCAACCGUUGUGCUCAGAAAGCCCAAUUAUCAUCAGCUUUCACUGUAAAAUGUGGCGUAAUGGUCGACAAUCUCAAACUGUGGACUGCUGUGUUGUCGUUUUUCCCCCCGUGACAACAAAAUUGAACCAUCGGGGGCUGCAGCACAGUAGUCACAAAUUCACCUGUUAGGAGAAAUCACCGUUGCAGGUUCACUCUAGUUUGAUAGAAGCAGGGAAGGGAAGGCGUGGGAGGGAUCGUGGGUUGUUGCUCGAGUUUGUGAUGUACUUUUUAUUUUUACCAAAUGGAAGAGUUUUUGAGUGUCACAGCAGGAGUGUUUCUGUGUUUAGGUACGCAAUGAUGGCAUUUCUGUUCCUCCCCUACACUGUCGGCAGGCCAGAGAGGUUUGAAAGCGGGUUGCCCUUUUACUUUGUUGUACACUGGAACCAAUGGCCUUGAUUUUUUUAAAAGAAUGUCACCUCAAACCACUAUCUCUGCCCACAAGGCUGUUUUAUUUUGUAAUGUCUGUCUACUGAUCUUGCCAUAUUGACUGUUAGCAAACCUGUGAUGGCAGGCGAAGAUAGAUAAGUGAACUUUUUAUUUUUGUUUUAUAUAAAAAUAUUGUGGUAUAAAAGUUUUUAGAAAUGGGGAUUCUUAAUUUUGGAACUACUGAGUUUUCAUUUUCCCAUGCUUUUCCACUCGCUCUGAGAGAAGAGGGAUUUUUUCUUUUUUACCUAGGAUUCUUUUUUUAUAAGAUUUUUCUCAGUGCUUUACUUCACUCUCUGUGUACUGUAUACUGUAUAUUUUGUGGUACGCUGUUGUGACCUCUGUGGUGUGUUGAUGUAUCUUUUUAUUUUGUUCCCGCUGUUUAGAAUUUAUAAUGAAACAAACCUCCAAGAAAACAAAUCACAACAUUAUAUUCUCUGUGUUUUUAUUCCCAUUGCAGGAACAGAUGAUUUGCAAAAGCUGUUGAUUUCUGUGGCAAUAUCAGUGUUGUUUUUGUUAUCAUGAACAUGAAUUUCUUUUGAAAUUAGCUGCUUUUUUUUCAGAAACAGAAAGCUGUAUGGAAGCAAGAAAGUGUGUGUGGCCAUAUGAUAAGGCAACUCACACACCUCCAAACAUCAUCUCUAAAAUCUUGACACACCAAACUAAAAGCUUUUGAUGUAA
Molecule: messenger RNA, 4271 nt
Organism: Plectropomus leopardus (leopard coralgrouper)
Lineage: Eukaryota; Metazoa; Chordata; Actinopteri; Perciformes; Serranidae
Gene: bcam
Product: basal cell adhesion molecule (Lutheran blood group)
Biological process (GO): cell-cell adhesion
Cellular component (GO): cell-cell junction; plasma membrane
Molecular function (GO): cell adhesion molecule binding
Source: RefSeq, a predicted model, not a curated record